Messenger RNA from Drosophila guanche, 1813 nucleotides. It is a transcript of the gene Syt7, whose product is annotated as synaptotagmin-7. NCBI's taxonomy places the organism in Eukaryota, Metazoa, Arthropoda, Insecta, Diptera, Drosophilidae. The record is from RefSeq and is a predicted model, not a curated record. Gene Ontology annotation, biological process: regulation of dopamine secretion; regulation of calcium ion-dependent exocytosis; vesicle fusion. The coding region runs from base 134 to 1381 and encodes 415 amino acids. Gene Ontology annotation, molecular function: phosphatidylserine binding; SNARE binding; clathrin binding. Gene Ontology annotation, cellular component: axon; membrane; synapse. The transcript is spliced from 9 exons.
AAGUAGCUGGCCAUCAACAUUUACUAACAUAUUCUAUUGAAAAUAACUUUGCUUUGGAUUAAAAAUAUGUAAACUAAGUAAUUAAAUUGUUAUUCAAAUUGUUUUUACUUCACAUAUCGCAUACGUGAAAGAUAUGGCGAGCAUAAUAUUAAUAGCAUGCCUUGCUAUAUUGGGACUAAUCAUUGCAAUAGCUUUGUUUCUCGCGGGUGGGUAUUUGUGGUGGAGACACAAAAGAUCGCAGUUGCAGUUUAUUGAGCCCAACGAAGACGAAGAGUCUAGUAGUUACAGUCUAAGAGCGGCUCAGGACAUUGAUUCCGGAAAUCCGCCUAGUAAACCACCAGUGCCGGUUGCACCAGCGAUUACAACUCCUCUUCAAAAUAACAUCAAUCGAAAAUUGAAUGGAUUCUUAAGCCUUAGGACUCCUCUAAUUGGUGGCUCGGCACCUACGCAAACCAAAGCACAAAAUGCUUCUACCGGGGGAAAUACAAAUGAUGGUACCUCAAAAGAUUCGGCGAAUAAAAGUAUUUCCAUGACAGACAUGUACCUGGACAGCACGGAUUCCAGUGAAAAUGUCGGGCAAAUACAUUUCUCUUUGGAAUAUGAUUUUCAAAAUACAACAUUAAUUUUAAAAGUUCUUCAAGGAAAAGAACUGCCAGCUAAAGAUUUAAGUGGGACUUCGGACCCUUAUGUUCGUGUAACCUUGCUUCCAGACAAGAAACACCGAUUGGAAACAAAAAUAAAACGUAGAACAUUAAAUCCGCGAUGGAACGAAACAUUUUAUUUUGAGGGAUUUCCGAUACAAAAACUUCAGUCACGUGUAUUACACUUACAUGUUUUUGAUUACGACCGGUUCUCACGGGAUGACUCUAUAGGAGAAGUAUUUCUUCCUUUAUGUCAGGUUGAUUUUGCCGGUAAGCAGUCAUUUUGGAAGGCAUUAAAACCACCAGCAAAGGAUAAAUGUGGGGAACUUCUGUCAUCGCUUUGCUAUCACCCCUCAAACUCUAUUUUGACGUUGACAUUAAUCAAAGCGAGGAACCUAAAAGCUAAGGAUAUAAACGGAAAAUCAGAUCCCUAUGUUAAAGUUUGGCUACAGUUUGGAGACAAGCGAGUGGAGAAAAGAAAAACACCUAUAUUUACAUGUACAUUAAAUCCAGUGUUUAAUGAAUCAUUCAGUUUCAACGUUCCAUGGGAAAAAAUAAGAGAAUGCUCUUUGGAUGUUAUGGUGAUGGAUUUUGAUAACAUUGGCCGGAAUGAGUUAAUAGGACGAAUCCUAUUAGCCGGAAAGAAUGGUUCUGGGGCGUCGGAAACUAAACAUUGGCAGGACAUGAUCUCAAAGCCCAGACAAACAGUAGUACAAUGGCAUCGCUUAAAACCUGAAUAAAUUUAAGAUUUAACAAUCAAUUUCAGCAUAUGAUAACAACAGUGUAUGUAUUUAUAUAUAUGUAUGUACCACUAUCAUUCCAUAUGCAAAAACACACACAAUUAGCAGUAUUUAAUACAGUCUGCAGAAAACAUAAGUAUAAUCGCAUUGCGCAUUGGUUGGAUAUUUGAAAUUUAAUACCGAGCGGGAUACUACAGAAAAUUUAUCUAACUUCACUAAUUGCUCUAAGGUUUCAAAGCCUCAAAAACCUCUAUGAGCAAUACUCAGUUUUAUAAUUACUUGUCUAACUUUAUAUAUGUAUGUACACGGGUUAUAGUAUUUGUAUUUGUGCAUGCAUGUACUUAUAAAUACCCUUCUGGGUUCUGAUUAUUGUUUACAGUAUAUCAAGGUUCGUUGAAUUGUCUUUAAAUUAAUAUUCAUUUUCAAUUGCAU